This is a messenger RNA of Clupea harengus (Atlantic herring), 1104 nucleotides long. RefSeq names its product regulator of G-protein signaling 9-binding protein. The record is from RefSeq and is a predicted model, not a curated record. The coding region runs from base 166 to 894 and encodes 242 amino acids. NCBI's taxonomy places the organism in Eukaryota, Metazoa, Chordata, Actinopteri, Clupeiformes, Clupeidae. The transcript is spliced from 2 exons.
GCUGAUAUGAUGAAUAUGACAAAUGUAUUAAGGAUAGUGUGACAGUUUGAGAAAUACUGAUACAAACUCUCUAUAAAUACAUGAACUGGUGUUGAUAUACAACUUUACCACAGGCUCUGAACCAUUUUGGCUGGUAAUUUGAAUGCUAUUACAUCCCCAUUUCAAAUGAAUCGCUGGCGACGGUCGGUGGGAGAGCUGCAGGCCAGGCGGCAGCAGGUGACUGAGUGCGAGCAGGCAUUGGCAGCCCUCAGCAAGGUGACUGCCUGCUUCCAGCAAAUGGCCUCCUCCCUGGGGAGCAACACGGACGGCAGUGGCCUCAGGGAAGAACUGGCAGAUAUCAGAGCAAUGGCUCACCGGAUCUACACGGGGUUGCAUAAAAGACUGAUAACACUGCUGACAGAAAUGGAACAAAGACAGGAGGACAGGGAGCAGGUGGAGCGCCUUUGGGUGUUGUUCCUGUCUAGCCUCGAGACCUUUCAGAAGGACCUUCAAAAAACCAGCUCCUUGCAGGAGCUUUUCCCGCUAACCCAGCGUCGUGACCGCAGCACUCUGAUAAAGACAGGCUACUCAGGGGGAUCAGAGGUCGCAGCUCGUGCAGCUACAGUUCAGACACCAUGGGUGUCUGGGGAGGAAGAACGAUGCCCCGACCUGCAAAAGCAAAUCUCAAGGAUGGAUUCUCUGCUACAGGAGAUGCUACAGACGGUGAACGUGCCCGUUUGGACAGUGGAGGCCACACAGGAGGCCUGGUUGGAGGUCGGGAAGGAAGAACACCAUGACGACGAAACACUGGAGGACUUGAUGCAGGUGGAAGUGAUAUCACAAGACAGCACCACUACAGGGUGCUGCCACCAUUUAAAUUGCAGGUUAGGCUGCCUACUCUGUUUAGUAAAUUAAAUGCAUUUUUUACCCCUGGUCAAGCAUUGGACCAAAUUUAAGUUGUCCGUAAAUAAACCAGCACUUGUUGUGGACAUUUUAAUAAAGAGGAAAAUAAAUACAUUGAAAAUACAAUAAAAUGAUAUGGCAGAUAAUGCUUUCCCCAACAGUCAAGCACAUACUCAAAAGUGAACAGAAUAUGAAGAAUAUUCAUACAUAGAAAAUAUUCAU